GCAGCCAACUCGCAACAGCGUCCUCCAGAAGGGGGGUGGGGAGGAACGGAGCAUCAUCAGCCCCAGCCGUGCGCACAGCACUGUGGGCUAACAUGGCAGCUUCCUCCCUCGCUCUCGGCUUCCCACGCCUUUGACGGACCCUCGCGCCAGCCCCCUCCAGCCGCCCACUCUGCCUUUCCCAGCGGGCGCUCGUGCGGGAGGGCGCUCCCCCUUUCUAUUUUAGGGGGAUCCAGGAUGGAGAAGAGCUCGAGCUGCGAGACCCUCGCCUCCACGCAGGCUUCUGCCGCCACCCGCCAGCCCAGCCCAGGUUCUCUUUCCAGUGCCUCCACCUCUCAUUCAGAUCAUUCAGCGCGUACAAAAUCUGCUUCAGUCGUCUCAUCGGAUUCUGUCUCCACAUCUACAGAAAACUUUUCUCCAGACCUAAGGGUUCUCAGGGAAUCUAAUAAAUUGGCUGAAAUGGAGGAGCCCCCCUUGCUACCAGGAGAAACCAUUAAGGACAUGGCAAAAGAUGUUACUCAUAUCUGUCCAUUCACUGGCGCCAUUAGAGGAACUCUGACAGUUACUAAUUACAGACUAUAUUUUAAAAGCAUGGAAAGGGACCCUCCGUUUGUUCUUGAUGGCCCUCUAGGAAUGAUCAACAGAGUAGAGAAAAUUGGAGGAGCUUCUAGCCGUGGUGAAAAUUCGUAUGGCCUCGAGAUUGUGUGUAAGGAUGUCCGGAACCUACGGUUUGCACAUAGGCCUGAGGGUCGCACAAGGAGGUCCAUAUUUGAAAACUUGAUGAAAUAUGCUUUUCCGGUGUCGAAUCAUUUGUCUCUUUUUGCAUUUGAAUACAAAGAGGUUUUCCCAGAAAAUGGCUGGAAGGUUUACGAUCCUGUUUUGGAGUAUAAGAGGCAGGGAAUUCCUAACGAAAGUUGGAGAGUGACCAAGGUUAAUGAGCAAUAUGAGCUUUGCGAUACCUAUCCUGCCCUUCUGGUAGUGCCUGCCAAUAUUCCCGACGAGGAGUUAAAGCGAGUGGCUGCCUUCCGAUCAAGGGGACGCAUAUCUGUCUUGUCAUGGAUUCACCCGGAAAGCCAAGCCACGAUCACUCGCUGCAGCCAACCGAUGGUUGGAGUGAGCGGCAAACGGAGCAGAGAAGAUGAGAAGUGCCUGCAGUCCAUCAUGGACUCCAACGCCCAGUCCCACAAGAUAUUUAUCUUUGAUGCCCGGCCAAGUGUGAAUGCUGUAGCCAAUAAGGCUAAAGGAGGUGGUUAUGAAAGUGAGGAUGCCUAUCAGAAUGCAGAGUUGAUCUUUCUGGACAUCCAUAAUAUCCAUGUUAUGAGAGAGUCAUUAAGGAAACUAAAGGAGAUUGUCUAUCCCAACAUAGAAGAGACUCACUGGCUGUCUAAUUUGGAAUCCACUCAUUGGCUAGAACAUAUCAAGCUGAUCCUUGCCGGCGCGCUUCGGAUUGCCGACAAGGUGGAAUCAGGGAAGACCUCGGUGGUUGUGCAUUGCAGCGAUGGCUGGGACCGAACCGCCCAGCUCACCUCUCUCGCCAUGCUCAUGCUGGAUGGCCAUUUCCGAACAAUACGGGGCUUUGAAGUGCUGUUGGAGAAGGAAUGGCUGAGUUUUGGGCAUAGAUUCCAGCUGAGAGUAGGCCACGGAGAUAAGAAUCACGCGGAUGCUGACCGAUCGCCUGUUUUCCUCCAAUUCGUUGACUGUGUCUGGCAGAUGACAAGACAGUUUCCCACAGCGUUUGAAUUCAACGAGUGCUUCCUGAUCACUGUUCUGGACCACCUCUACAGCUGCUUGUUUGGGACUUUCCUAUGUAACAGCGAGCAACAGAGGGUGAAAGAGGGACUCCCCCAAAAAACAGUAUCGCUGUGGUCCUAUAUAAACAGCCAGCUUGAAGACUUCACCAAUCCUCUGUAUGCCAGCUAUACCAACCACGUUUUGUAUCCCGUGGCGAGCAUGCGCCACCUAGAGCUUUGGGUAGGCUACUACAUCCGGUGGAAUCCACGGAUGAAACCACAGGAGCCAGUGCACAACCGUUACAAGGAACUCCUGGCAAAACGGGCAGAGCUUCAGAAGAAGGUGGAAGAACUUCAGCGGGAGAUCACCAACCGCUCCACUUCAUCCUCUGAGAGAGGCAGCUCGCCUGCUCAGUGUGCCACCCCAGUCCAGACUGUGGUGUAAACACAAUUCCAGAUGCUUUGAUUCAUUAUAAUCUCUCCAGAGCCACGUCAUAAAGGCAGCUUUUCUAGAGAAAGGAAACAUGGAAGAGCAAACUCUGUGAACUUAGAAGGCAGGUCAGAUGCUCUUAUUUAUUAUGCUACAUCCCUCCAGGAUAUUUUAUUAAGGCUGUUACACUGCAGGAAGUGAAAGCCUUUUUUGUUGUUGUCUUACAAGGCCUCAUGUAUAAUUAUCAUUCCUGAGGGCUAGUUACAAGGAAGCUUGCUGGCAUGGCAUCCCAAGACAAGACCAGGACAUUUGAGCAUUGAGCCAGGUGUUAAGCACUUGUGUUGCUUUGUACUGGAGAACACGCACUCUCACUAGAAAAGAGAAUGCAGACAUCCAGCAAAGUGACCUGAACACAAUAGAAUCAGUGUGUGUGUGUACGUGUGUGUGUGUGUGUGUCCUGCUGCACACAGUGGAGCUUCCUGUCUUUUCUUUGCCACCCAACAAGCCGGUCCACAAAACUGAGAGGAAUUUAAGCAGGCUGCAACACACUACAAGGAGCUGCAUUCUAGAAAAGGGACAAAAUUAGGCAAUCCCAGUGUGAGUGCAUAAGCACUUGUGCUCUAUUGGAUUCUGUACAUUGUCAACAAAGAGCUUGUCCCAUCGUUGGAAGGAAAACAGCUUUUGAAGAGGAACAAUCAAAAAUCCAAAUCUUUCAGCUGCUAAGAUGGGGGUGGACAGACUUUGUGGUCUAUUUGUGGGCUGGCAAUUCUUUCCCAGCAAAAGUGGCAGCAAUCCAUUUGCCAGAUGGGUGCCAUCUUUGUAUAGGUAUGAAGAGAACACAGUUUCUGUGCUAACUUUAUCUAGGAGGUUCUGAUACUGCAAGCGCAUCACAGUUUUGGUUGAGGGAUUUUAUAGCCGGAAGAAACCAGUUUGGGCUGCAGCAGUCCACAGGUGGACCACAGCCAAUAUCUUGCCUGCUCCUGAUUAGAGAGGCAACAUUCAUCAGUUGGGGGUCAUCUUCUGAAAAAUAAACUCUCAAUUUGGAAAAAUGGCUCAGUACAACAGUUUCAUUCUUAUAAUUUUGCUUUUUAAAAAAACGAACAAGGGAGAGCUGCUGCACAGUUUUAGAGCUUUAAAUUCACAAAUAUGCUGGUCCUACUUGCUAGCAGUUUGCUGUAAAAUACAGUUAACCAUAUUGCAGUGCUAACACAAUGUCUUGUUAUUCAAAGGUCUGUUGAAAAGGGUCUCCAUGUCAGGCCCACUUCCCCCUUUCUUUAAUGCAACAUUCUCCAACCCAAGAACUUAUAACCGCAGCAGUCAUCAUCCCCUAUGACACUAACGUUAAAACUGUCUAAGGCAGGGAUGGGGAACCUGUGGCCCUCCAGACGCUGUUGGACUACAACUCUCAUCAGCUCUGACCAUUGGCUGUGCUAGCUGGGAUUGGUGGGAGUUGGAGUCCAACAACCGCUGGAGCACCACAGGUUCCCCCAUCCCCAGUCUAAAGGGUUUCAGUGGCCAGUAGUCUUUCAAUUCUCCCUUAACAUCCAUUGCUACUGGCAAAGGGGGGGGGAGGAGAGGGAAGCUAUGAAGCCUGCAGAGGGGGGAGAAAAACUGAGACAGUGAAAAGGAUUAAAUUAUUUAAGUUGAGAAGAGGAAUGCACUUCCUCCCCCCCCCCUCAGUGUUGGAUAUGUUCGCCUUUCUGCACUGGUUGGUGUGGAGAAAAUGUAUUGAAAUUGUAUUGUGAAGUGGUAGAGCCCGUAGGUGGCAUGGCUUUGCUUUGCUUUCUGACAGUGUUGAUAUCCGUUGUUGGGUUUUACAGCAUUGUUUCAGUGACUUGAAAAGAUUGGUGUGCAUGUGUGUGUCCUGGGACAUCCCUGUUGAAUGACUGUAGUCGUCGUCCCCAAUGUUCAGUGGUGUGUGCGCAUGCACACAUGGGCAUUUCAUGUCAGGCCUACAGAUCAUAAAGUCCCUCCUUCUGCACCAAAGCAGCCACAGUUUGCCAGUGUUUCUCCGUGGGGGAAAGACACAUUGGAAUUUAGGUCUGCUGAGAAAGGCAUCUCUUGCUAUUAUUGUACUAAUGCAUUGGUCCAGUUUGAUAAAGUGCAUCUUUAGAUGAUAUACUGAACGUUUCUGAGGAGCAGAACCUUUUCCAUCCCCCAAACUCAAGUCCCUGGUUGUUUGGCCACACCAUCCCACAUGUUCGCUAAUAUGGAGGGAAAGCAUCAGCGCUUUCCUUAGGACCACUGACUCAGAGCAAAAUCGACACUUCCCAACCCCGAGUGUCCUUGCCUCUAAAACACCUCCAGCAUGGCCAAAGGCUAGAGAUGAUGGACAUUGUAGGCCUGCUUCACAGGAGUACACACACCUGUGCAUGCAGUGUGCCUCUCAGCCUCCACAGAGACACACUGCAGGCCCCAUACAACAUACAAACCGGCUCCCUCUUCCCACUUCCCUGUUAAUGCUGGACAUUCUGUUGCCGUAAAAGGCCACCUCACCCCUCUCCGCUGAUGGUGUUGUGAUCAAUAAAACACUUGCUUUGUGGUGGAUUUAUUUUUUGCGUCCCCUCCCCUGCAACAUCUUUGAGCCCAUCUUGUUUUUUGCUUUUCCU
Rhineura floridana is the source of this 4766-nucleotide messenger RNA. RefSeq names its product myotubularin related protein 2 (gene MTMR2). The transcript has 15 exons. The record is from RefSeq and is a predicted model, not a curated record. Gene Ontology annotation, molecular function: phosphatidylinositol-3,5-bisphosphate 3-phosphatase activity. Gene Ontology annotation, biological process: dephosphorylation. The coding region runs from base 235 to 2172 and encodes 645 amino acids. NCBI's taxonomy places the organism in Eukaryota, Metazoa, Chordata, Lepidosauria, Squamata, Rhineuridae.